Molecule: messenger RNA, 1007 nt
Organism: Gamsiella multidivaricata
Lineage: Eukaryota; Fungi; Mortierellomycota; Mortierellomycetes; Mortierellales; Mortierellaceae
Exons: 3
Coding region: 83-625 (180 amino acids)
Source: RefSeq, a predicted model, not a curated record
GGUGGAUCGGUAGUUCAGUAGUUCAGUACCCUGGCCCCGCUCUGGAUAUGGUUUCUUCGCGCCCUGAGCAGCGAUUGUUGGUAUGCCUUUUUGCUGUGGCAAAUGCAGGGCUCGAUUUGUCUGCCCAUUCGGGUCCACCAGGCGCUCUUUCUGCAAGCACGUCGGGGAGUCGCAACACAAAGCUGCUCUAUCCUCUUCUUCCUUUUCUUCUUCUCCUUCGAUUUCCUCUCACUCUUCCGAUUUUGACCCCGUCCGAUCCUCGUUUGAUCCUCGUUUAACAUCGAUUUUCUUAGCACACUUCCUCGACUCGUGUAUCUUACCAAGGCACAAAGACCUCGGCCGCUCAUUAAGCAUACACAUUCUGCUCUUUCGCUUUAUAAGUCGAGUUCACCUGGCAAGAGCAGCGACCAGAUUCAACACACACAGUUGCCAGAGGAAAAGGCUAUUUAGUGACAAGGAUUAUUGGCAUUCAUUGAGGAGCGCUGCCUGUUUAGAAGAUUGUCCCAGACCAGCAACUCGUCUGUCUCACAUCAAUCAGGCUGCCGUUGAUCACCCAAUACGGGCCCUCGAGGAUCUCUCGGGUAUCCACCUUAAGAAGGGCAGGACAAUCAGCUGGAUAUUCUAGCCGAUAAAGGGCUGCCACCAUGACAUACAACUUUGACAGCUCGUCCUUCAGCCUGGACCAAGCUGGGCUGGAACUGUCGCUCAAUGAUUUUGCGUUUGAUGCAGCCCAAGCUAGUCAAGUCCAGCAGCGUCUUCAGCAGCAGCAGCAGCAGCAGCAACAGCAACAGCAACGGCAUCUCCAGCAGCAGCAACAACAGCAGGAGCAGCAGCAACAGGAGCAGCGACAACUUCAGAGCCUCCUCCUUCGUAACGACCCUUCCCAGCAGAACCAAUCUGCCUCCAGCCAACCCCAACCACAGCAUACCAUGGUUGAGACCCCUACGACAUCUCCCCUAGAUACCUAUGACUUUCGCUCAUCGUCCCUCAGCAUCGAUAUGAUGAGC